AUGAAUCCCUUCACACGGGCAACUGCAGCCUGGCACUUGGUUGGCCUUGCGUCCGAGUUCCCAAGCAUCGAUGAUGACAACAGGAUUGUACCAAGAUGCAAGGCUUUCAAUAUUCCCAAGACAAAUGGCGCCAUAAAGCCCGUCGAAGAUAUUGACCUACCAGGAGAACUGAAGGACCAAGUCCUUGUAUUCAAAUACAAGGGCAAAUACCAUGCCAUUGAUCAUCAAUGCCCCCACUCGUCUUUCCCACUUUCUCGGGGCAACCUCUUUGAUAUUGAAGACUUUGGUAUCGUUCUCAGCGCGGGUCUCACAUGCCCCAAGCAUGGCUGGUCAUUUGAUAUAUUCUCUGGACGCGCUGAUCGCGGCAAUUACACACUCAAGGUGUGGGAGGUGCAGCUGCGCGACUCAUCGGCACCUGAGAGUAUGGACCAAGAGGUUUGGGUGAGGCGGAAACAAAGAAUUGGUUAA
Penicillium hordei is the source of this 468-nucleotide messenger RNA. RefSeq names its product Rieske (2Fe-2S) protein. The record is from RefSeq and is a predicted model, not a curated record. Gene Ontology annotation, molecular function: 2 iron, 2 sulfur cluster binding. NCBI's taxonomy places the organism in Eukaryota, Fungi, Ascomycota, Eurotiomycetes, Eurotiales, Aspergillaceae. Bases 1 to 468 code for a protein of 155 amino acids. The transcript is spliced from 2 exons.